Molecule: messenger RNA, 2250 nt
Organism: Trematomus bernacchii (emerald rockcod)
Lineage: Eukaryota; Metazoa; Chordata; Actinopteri; Perciformes; Nototheniidae
Gene: fbxo32
Product: F-box protein 32
Exons: 9
Coding region: 111-1184 (357 amino acids)
Biological process (GO): protein ubiquitination
Cellular component (GO): SCF ubiquitin ligase complex; cytoplasm; nucleus
Molecular function (GO): protein binding
Source: RefSeq, a predicted model, not a curated record
CAGUAGACCAGAAACACACAUCGCAUACAAGAAGGGACACAUAUAAACUCAAACAGCGAUUGUUUCCUGUUAUUUUUUAGAUUAAUUUUGCUCAAAGUAAUCGAAGCAAGAUGCCUUUCCUCGGACAGGACUGGAGGUCACCGGGUCAGAAUUGGACUAAGACCGAGGAAGGAUGGAAGAAGACGACAGCAGACGAGAAAAACAACAAUGUCUCCGUGGAGAGCUUCUGCAAAGCCGAGGAGGAGGAGUGUUUCAACAAGGAGAACCUGCUGAUCUCUCUCAGCUACGACAUGGCUGCCAAGAAGAGGAAAAAAGACCAAAUGAACAACAACACCAAGGUCCCCUAUUUCCACAGGGAGAAGUGGAUUUAUGUUCAUAAAGGAAGCACCAAAGAGCGCCACGGAUAUUGUACACUGGGAGAAGCCUUCAACCGCUUAGACUUCUGCAGCGCCAUCAAGGACACGAGGAGAUUCAAUUACGUCGUCAGACUUCUGGAGCUUAUCGCCAAGUCCAAGCUGCCCUCGCUCAGCGGAGUGGCGCAGAAAAACUACAUGAAUAUUCUGGAGAGAGUGGUUCAGAAAGUUCUGGAUGACCAGCAGAACGUCCGUCCCAUCAAGGAGCUGCUGCAGAUGCUCUACUUCUCGCUGUGUGGUCUCGUCCAGGACAUGGGCAAAUCCGUCCUGGUGGGGAACAUCAACACGUGGCUGCACCGCAUGGAGAACAUCCUGCAGUGGCUACUGCAGCUGGAGAACAUCCAGAUCAAAAGGCCCACGUCUACAGGCAUGAGUCUGACUGACCUGCCUGUUAGUCUGCAGCUGAACAUCAUGCAGCGUCUGACAGACGGCAGGGACCUGGUCAGCCUGGGUCAGGUGUGCCCCGAGCUGGGGCCCCUCACCGAGGACCGGCUCCUGUGGAAGAGACUCUGCCAGUACCACUUCACAGACAGACAGAUCCGAAAGCGCCUGAUGGUGUCAGACAAAGGUCAGCUGGAGUGGAAGAAGAUGUACUUCAAGCUGAGCCGCUGCUAUCCUCACAGAGAGGAGUACAUCGACACCCUGCACUUCUGCACACACUGCCACAUCCUUUUCUGGAAGGAUACAAACCAUCCCUGCACAGCCAACAACCCUGACAGUUGCACCAUGGCCCUCUCCCCACAGGGCUUUAUCAACCUUUUUAACUUCUGACCCCUCCCCCUAAAAUCCAGAUGAACUUACUGUACAUACUGUACAUAGAAAUGUACAAUUUUGUUUUAUAGCACAAUGAAUUCCUGGAUGUGUAUUUUGUUGAGGCGUGCUGGAGGGGCCUCAGGCAGUGGGACGAUUUUGCAAUUGAGUUUUAUUUUUUUGUUUUUGAAAGAGUGCAGACCUCUGAGAGAGUUCCAGUUGAAAGCGAGUGAAUGUGACGGAGAGGAAAAGAGAUGUAGCCUGUGGAUGGAGGAUAAAGGGAACACUUUGCUGUCAGGGUUUAGUCUUAGUUUAUUGUGCUUUUUCAAAGGACACCUCCAAAGUAAACACAGCUCUUGACCUCAGAUGUGUGCACUUGUUUUUCCCAAAUUUGGGAGUUCGUUUUAAUUUUUGUUGGGUUUUCAAACCUUGAAAUGUUCGAACACAGGAAGUAAGAUUAUUCAAACCUGUUUUGAAAUGUGUCCUGCUUACAUGGGAAGAUGCAAUGCGUUUGAGGAAGUUUGCAAUAUUGUUCUGUCUGGCACUGGGACGUAGAGACGUACAGUAAAUCUUGAGUUGCUGCGGUAAGAGAUAUUAAGCAUGGGAGUCCGUUAUUGAUCAUUAGACUGAUGAUUCUAUGAUAUGUUGACGCACCACAUUUUCUAUUUAACUUUAGUUGUUUUUCACUUUUAUAAAGAUUUGAUAUGACUGUUUUUUUUUAAUGUUGUGUUCAUUUUCUCAUGUAACUGCUAUAGCAACAGUGCUUGAGUACAGUAUUACCAAAGAUUGUAACCGUAGUCAGUAUAACGAUGGCAUGUGUCUUAUCAUGAAACUUGAAACAGGUACAGCUAUCUUCUUGUUUGCUUUCCCAUCCUGAUGCUUUUUUUUAGUUGUAAUCAUCAGCAGCUAAUGUCUCAUUUACAGAAGUCUUUUAAAUUGGCUGUCUGAAGCAACUUAUUUUUCUGUAAUAUUAGUUUAUUUUACCCAGACUUUCCUCUAUUACUGUGCAGGCAGUGAGGAAUAAUGUACAUGCUAUGCAAUGCAUUCUCUUCAUGUUCUGUUGAAUAAAAAAAAAGAAGAAAAAGAA